Molecule: messenger RNA, 647 nt
Organism: Saccostrea cuccullata (small rock oyster)
Lineage: Eukaryota; Metazoa; Mollusca; Bivalvia; Ostreida; Ostreidae
Exons: 5
Coding region: 1-489 (162 amino acids)
Source: RefSeq, a predicted model, not a curated record
AUGGAUAAUGGACACGAAAUCAAUGUUCUUGGACAAAUAAGGAAAGACAACAAAAGAAAAGGGCAAGGAAUAACAGAAAUAAAAGCAUCAAUUUUGACAAGAAGAAAGGUGCUAUGGAAACCAUGGGCCAUAAAAGAAGGGAGCAGAACGAUAGAACAAAAACUUAAGAAUGCACCCAAUUCUAAUCGAGGACGGCAUGGGACGACCAGGUAUGACCGACGUAGCAAAGUUACCACUCAACCUAUAAUAAAUCACAGACCCGGUAUAACCGCUCAGGUGGAUAUAACACAAGCAGUCACUAUAUCUGCUGUUUGCAAUGAAUGUAAAAGGAAGGAUACCACUCAACAAACAUCCAUAAGUACAGGAGAUGGCCCAGGCACAGGAGGUCUUGGAGAUCAAUAUUGUUACUUUUGUAAAUACUAUCGUCUGAACAUGACAAACUAUAAUAAUUGCCGAGAUCGAUUUUGUGCUUCUGGAUAUCAGAAUUAAGAAAUAGAUAUCCAACAAAACUUGUUGUUUGACGUCUUUUCAAACCAAUUUUUAAACUAAUUUUAGGCCAUUGUUUACACACCGAAUUCACUGUCGACGGAUUUUUCCGAACAGUAUUUGAACAGCAUUCAAGCUAAAAUGUCCAUUAAACAUUAUAA